CAGCUGGAUGAUUACUCCAUCGGCUGGGAGGAGGCCGGCUUCCGAGGCACCGGCGACUAUCAGGAGUACGUGCGGACGUACCUGAUGCGUCCCUUGAGUGGCCGUCGAGCAGAGGGGGCCAGGCCUGUAGCAUCGGCGGCUGGGGUCGGAGCGGGAGCAGGGACUGGAUCUUCGAGGAGGGCCCGGGUCCGUGGUAGGAGCGGAGUGCAGGGAGGACGAGGAGCUGGCUGGCCUGCCCUGCCUGCUGUACUGACUUUCCAGGGGCAGGGUGGGUCGACCUAUCAGAUCCCCUUCGCCCCUCCACCCGCUGGUCAUGAGUUCAUUGACGUCCCCGACUUACCGCCGGCUUCUUCUGAGUACACCCGUCAGUCGUUGGCGAUGAAUGCCUCGAUGAUGGGGAUGCUCCAGCGGACAUUUGACCUUCUAGCCGUUUACAGCAUACCGGUAUGUCCUUCUGAUACUGGCCUGAAACCAUUCAUACACUGCUUUGCAUAA
Molecule: messenger RNA, 495 nt
Organism: Camellia sinensis
Lineage: Eukaryota; Viridiplantae; Streptophyta; Magnoliopsida; Ericales; Theaceae
Source: RefSeq, a predicted model, not a curated record